AUGGUUGACGCUGCAGUGAGCUGUAACUUGUGCGGGGUUCCCUACACUUUACCCGAGGGUGAAGUUGUGGGGAGACUGCCUCAUGUGUUGCUCUGCAGUCACAUAUUCUGUGCUGAGUGUCUUCACUCUUUGGAGUCUCCACAAGCCUCUGCCAGUUCUGUCUCCUCCAUCAUCUGCCCUGAAUGCACGAUGAGCACAGACAUUGGUGAGGAGGGGGUGAAUGGAUUGCAGGUGGACAGCAGGAUAAUCGGACUCAUCUACACAGCUAAGAUGAACUCCAAGAGAAGCCCCCGUGGAGUAGUCAAACAUAAAGCGUGCCGAACAAAGAGUUCAGCUACAUCUACACCUGUAGAGACUGCUGAAGCGGGUCCUGACAUGAAGAAAGUUCUUGAUGAAGCUCUAUGUAAAGCAACAGAAAACCUUAAAACCCUUGAUACUCUGCACCAGACGUUAGUUACAGGCAUGCAGGCGCAGCUGAAGAAAGAGAAGACUCGUAUCAUAAAGGAAAUCGAGAACUGUGUGGAUAGGGCAAUCGCCAUAAUACAAAAAAGGCGCAGUGAACUGAUGUCUGAACUCAGCUGUCUGGACCAGCUCUUCCAAGUCAAGCAGGAAGUGUGUCAGAAACUGGUAGUAAAACGCAAGGAGCUUUGCACAGCUAUCCAGAAAGCACGUCAUGUUCGCCAGGUCCCCUUGCUGGAGACUUACUGCCAUCUGGAUGAGAUAUUGGAGACUCUGCAGACCGGAGUAGAUGCUGAGUUGUAUGAUGGAAGCUGUCUGAAUUUUCAAUCAACUCUAAGCUGCAUUCUCAGUUUGGAUUGUCUGAGGGAGAGUGUGCAAAACUGCCUGAAGAUUACAGACAGCCGCACUACGAUUGGGUGUGAGGUGGUGAAGGUGAUGCCUUCAGAUGCAGAGCAGCUCUCUAAGCGACCCGUAAGGAGUGGAGGCUCCGGAGAGGGAAGAAGAGACAAAGGCAGCCACAGAGUUCAUGCUUUUCCCUUCAUAUCUUGGCCCCAACUGAACAGUGCUUCCAGUCCUAACGUCAUUGUGGAGGAGAUCAUUGAGGAGAGGGAAAGUGUUGCAGAGAGAGAUGUAAUAGCGCCGAAGCCCAAACCGAAAGAGAAACCGAAGGUACAGCGGAGGAACUGCAAGCCUCUGCUGGACAGGGCAUCUAACCCCAAGCGCAAAUCCCCCUUUCAUGCUGUUCUUCAAUGGUCAGGACCCCCACAGGACCACCACAGAGCAGCACUGCAUGAGUGGGUUGUGGUAACCCAUGUGAACAAUCCAACACAUUUCUAUGUGAGGUAUGUCACAGAGCAGAAAGCGGGAGUCAUGCUGGCAAGAAAGAUCAGCCACAUCUGCUCUGAUGCGUGUAGCUACUUCACUGUUGAUGACCAAAUCAAGACAGGUGCGCUGGUGUUUGCGAGAUGGAAAGAUGUGUGGUGCAGGGCGGUUGUGCGUGAGUUGUUCCAGAAAGGCUGUCUGGAGUGUGUGAGUCAGUGCUUUGCCUCUGAUGUUGCUUGCAUGCAGGUGUUCUUCCAGGAAUAUGGAUCCUCCAAGGGUUUCACCAUCUCAGGUGAUGGUCUGAGUGGACUGAAUGAGUGUGUGCGGAAAGCUGAUGCCACUGCACAAGCUGAACUGCAUCGCUGGGCUCCACAGGCUAUCAAGUGUUCUCUCAAAGACAUCAUUCCCUCAGACUUGGUGAAAGGUUGGACCAAGGAAGCAUCUGAAGAGAUAAGGUGCAUAAUGGGAUCAAAUGUUGUGGAGAUGCUGGUGCUUGGCGAGGAAAAAGACACUUUGCUGGUGGAUCUGAAAAAAGCAUUGAUGGACAACACCAUAAACGACACUCCGCUUUCUCUAAGAGAACACCUUGUGUUCAUGGAGCUCGCCAGAUUCUAUUCCCCCCAGGUGACUCCUAUAGGUAGUAAACCUCUGCACUUUUAUCCACCUGUGCUUCCCAAACUGAACACGAAGCUGAAUGCUGUGGUAUCCCAUGUUAACACACCAUCAGACUUCUACAUUCAGCUAGUGGACAACAUGGAGUUUCUACUAUUAAACACAAACCUGCAGAACUGUUAUGGGCCUGUAGAUGCUGACAGUGAGCUGCAGAUCUACUCACCAAUUCUGUCCCAGGCCUGUGUCGCACUUUAUGACAAUAAGGAUUGGUGCAGGGCUCAGGUUACAGGUUUUCCUGGUGGGCGAAUGGUGGAAGUCCAGUUUAUAGAUUUUGGCAACAAAGAGACUCUGUCUGUUAAAGACCUUAGACAGAUAAAGGAUGUGUACUUUGCACUUCCUGCCAUGGCAGUGUGGUGUUCUCUGGUAGAUUUUUCAAGUGUAGGAGAAAUGUGGAGUGAUGAGAGCAUUCAUGUGUUCCGUGAACUGACCGAACAGAAGUUGGUCACUGUAGUGGCAAAAAAGCUGGUGGCCCAUUCCAAAGCUAUGCCUGUGUGUCUAUAUGCCAUUGGAAAGAAGUCCACUGAGCGGCUAGCCAGCAUUGGAGAAGUCCUGGUUACAAAAGGCUUAGCCUCUCCAAGCAAACAUUCAGACUGUCCUAAAACUUCACCUGAAGAACCUUCCCCUGAUGAGACGGCAGUCUGGGAUCCACCUUUGGAGGAAACGGCGCUUUGUCUAAAUGAGCCAGAACUCACUGUUGAUUCUUCAGAACAAAAGCCCAAUUUAAUCCUGCCCACCUGCCUUAAGGAUGUCAGAGUUAGGAUCACCCAUGUGACCUCCCCUGGAAACAUCUGUGUCCAGCUACUGCAGUUUGACAGCCAGCUGAAGAGGGUCCAUGACCUGCUGAAGCGUGAGUAUUUGAAGUCUGAGCCGCAAGACAUCGACUGGAAGGUGGAGAUGUUCUGUGCUGCCAAUGUUAAUGGAGUUUGGGAAAGAGGAAAAGUGUGCAGUGUUUCUUCUAGUAAUUUUGCAGAGGUGCUGCGGUGUGACUUUGGUAAUAGAUUAAAACUCCACUACAGUAGCCUAAGACUUCUUCCUGCAGAGCUGGCCGGCUCCUUGCUGCUGGAGUGCUGUCUCAGUGGCAUAAGGCCGGCUGGCGGUUGCUCCACUUGGACGGCGACGGCUUGCGACUUCAUUUCUUUUUACCUCACUGGUGCCACGGCCAUAAUGACCAUUAAGGAGCCUACAUCUGUCCGACCGGUGCCCGUCUUUUUGUUCCGUUCCAACCGAGCAGGCCAGGAUGUCAGCAUGGCAGACUUCCUCAUCAGUGAGGGACUCGCUCUGAGAGAGAGAAGUGCAAAGGCUGCACCAGUGUCCAGCUCAGCCUCUGAUGCUUCUGAAGAACUUGGUCUAUCAUCAGGUGAAACUUCAGCCCUGGAUGAGACUAGACACGAGAAGAAUGAUUCACCAACCCCCUCAUGCAGCUGUCCACCUAAACCUGCACCCCGCAUCACCCCUCCCCCAGAGAGAGUAAAGACACAGGCCUACAUGCCACCAGAGUUUCCACUGUGUGGGCACACCUGCAUGAGCAUCUCUGCUGUGUCAGACGAUGGGAUCAUCUACACCAUGACACCACAAGCUGAGUGUGAGUUUGAGCGCUUGCAGGAGUGUCUGCAGCAGUGCAUUAAGACCUUGCCCCGGCAGAAGCACUAUAACUGGAGGAGUGUGCUUGGUUGUGCUGUCAUGGGCUCUGACAUGCUCUGGUAUCGUGGCCAGGUCCUGGAGGUCAUCGGUGGCCAUGUGAAGGUGCUGUACGUGGAUCAGGGCACAGUGGAGAACAUCCCAGUUUGCCAUGUGUAUCCAAUGGUGCUUUGUGAGAAUGUUCCUCAGCUGUGUGUACCCUGUCAGAUAAACGGAGUAGUUCCAGUAGGGGGUGCGUGGCAGCGGGAUGCAGUGGCUCUUAUGAGGGAGCUUUUGUUUGGCCGCUUGGUCAACGUCCAAGUCAUGGAGGUGCCAGAUGAUCCGAGGGCCCUGGUUACUGUGGAGUUAAUGCUGGAUGGAAUGCCACUAAGCAGAAUCAUGGUGCACAACCAGCAUGCCACCUUUGACCCGGCCGUUGAAAUCCCUGAGGAGUGUGUGGUGAAGCCUCCAGUGCCUGAUUUAGAUGACUGGGAUCUGAACACAGAGGGCUUGGAUGAGCCCCAGACCAUGCUUCCGGUGUUCACAGACCUCAAACUACCAGACAUAGGGAAACAGUUUUGGGUCAGAAUCACACACAUUCGCACCCCUAAUGAGGUGUUUCUGAGUUUGGUGGAGCCAGCAUUUUGUGAGCAGGAGGCUCUGGAGGAAACACUGGGCAAAGUGAACCAGGACAUUGAUUCUUUGCCUCUGCUGACUGAUUUCCCCAUAGAAGGUUCAUGUUUGGCUGAGUAUAGUGAUGGUAAACAUUAUCGUGCCAAGCUCCUGGGCUUUUCUCAAAUCAACCCCAGCAUCCAGCUUCUUGUGAGACACGUGGACUUUGGUUCAGAUGACAUCGUGCCACCAUGCAAACUGCGCUGUCUCCCUCAGUCACUCCUCCGUUUCCCAUGUGCGGCGGUGUGUGUUCAGCUGGUGGGAUUCAGGCCUCCGCAUCAGUGUCAGGAAGAAGAGCGCAUUCCCUAUCGGCCAGAGUGGAGCAUGAGGGCCAUGACGGAGAUGAUCGAUCUGCUGCAUGGCAAACUGCGUGCAGUGGUGACGACUGAAGAACCGAGGCCGACGGUGCUGCUGUACAAAGCAGAUGGAACGUUGGUGCACAUGCCUUUAGUGAAGAAAGGACUUGCUGAUUACGAGUGAUUGGACACAAAAAAGGAAAGUAACAGUUAAUGUUCAAAUUGUAAUAGAAGGACUGAGGAACUUGGUAAAAUAAUUUCUUUAGUAAUUUGUCAGCUUUGUGUUUUAAUUAGAUUAGGCUGCUGAUUAGCCAACAUGCAUGUGAAAGAAGAAGACUUAUGUUUGUGAUAUUCUUCCCUUGAGGUUUGGUAAUGUUUUAAGUUCAUGGUUUUGACUUUAUUUUUAAAGUUUGCUGAAGAAUUGUUAGCGUAACUGCUGUAUGUUAUGUUAAGUUCAGACUAUGUAAAAGCGUGUCUGUAAAAUCUUUACAGAACAAGUAAAUUCCUGAUGUUCUGA
Molecule: messenger RNA, 5055 nt
Organism: Trichomycterus rosablanca
Lineage: Eukaryota; Metazoa; Chordata; Actinopteri; Siluriformes; Trichomycteridae
Gene: rnf17
Product: ring finger protein 17
Exons: 37
Coding region: 1-4722 (1573 amino acids)
Source: RefSeq, a predicted model, not a curated record